Molecule: messenger RNA, 1921 nt
Organism: Physeter macrocephalus (sperm whale)
Lineage: Eukaryota; Metazoa; Chordata; Mammalia; Artiodactyla; Physeteridae
Gene: WDR31
Product: WD repeat domain 31
Exons: 9
Coding region: 887-1921 (344 amino acids)
Molecular function (GO): protein binding
Source: RefSeq, a predicted model, not a curated record
CUUUGUACCUAUUAAGUAGCCACUCUCCAUUCCCCCAUCCCUUGGCAACCACUAAUCUGCUUUCUGUCUCUAUAGAUUUGCUGAUUAUGGAUAUUUCAUAUAGAUGGAUUCAUACAAUAUGUGGCCUUUUGUGACUGGCUUCUUUUGCUUAGUAUUAUGUUUUCAAGGUUCGUCAUGUUAUAGUAUGUAUCAGUACCUCAUUCCUUUUUUUGUGUGUGUGUGCUGGGCCACGCAGCUUGCAGGAUCUUAGUUCCCCUACCAGGGAUUGAACCUGGGCCCUUGGCAGUGAAAGCGCAGAGUCCUAACCACUGGACUGCCGGGAAUUCCCAGUACUUCAUUCCUUUUUAUGGCUGAAUAAUAGUCAUUGUAUGUAUAAACCUCAUUUUGUUUAUUCAUUUAUCUGUUGAUGGAUAUUUGGGUUGUUUUCACCUUUUGACUAUUGUGAACAGUGCUGCUAUGAACAUACAUGUAUAAAUUUUGGUUUGAACACCUGUUUUCAAUUCGUUGGGCUAUAUCCCCAGGAGUAGAAUUGUUGGAUCACAUAAUAAUUCUAUGUUUGACUUACUGGGGAACAUCUUAAUAUUUUCAAAAUUAGUUUUGUUUUUGCUUUUGUUUAUCUGCUAAUGCUGUUUUGGAGGAUGCAUUACCAGGGCCAUAAGAGUGAGGCAGAAAAAGGAGGAAAGCAAAUACCUACAGUUUGUCUUUUUCAAAAAAAAGAUUUUUACAUAACCAUACUACCUACCAUUAUUGUGCCUAACACAGUUAACAGUGUGUAUUCUUCUCUUUACUAAACAGGGAACACUUCCAGCAGCCACAUGGGAUGCUAUUCAGGUGCCAUCUGGAAUGAGCUCUUCCCCAGAAGGUCUCAUGCAGGUUCUGUGCAGUGAUGGGGAAACUGCAGAGCAAACUCAAAUACAGCACUUAUAAAUACAGCAGGCCCGAUGGAUUUAGAGACGAGAGAAUUCAAACUAAAGCUUUUCAAGAGUAUAGCCCAGCUCACGUGGAUACCGUCUCUGUUGUUGCUGCUCUGAACUCAGACCUCUGUGUCUCCGGAGGAAAAGAUAAGACAGUUGUGGCCUAUAACUGGAGAACUGGAAAUGUGGUGAAAAGGUUGAAAGGACAUGAGCGUGAAAUCACAAAGAUAGCUUGUAUUCACAAAUCAGGCCAGUUCUUCAGUGCCUCUCGCGACAAGAUGGUCAUGAUGUGGGACUUGCAAGGCUCCUCACAACCAAGGCAGCAGUUCUCCGGCCACACCAUGGUGGUCACUGGAUUGGCUGUGAGUCCAGACACAUCACAGCUAUGCACUGGCUCUCGUGACAACACCCUCCUUCUGUGGGACGUGGGGACCGGACAGCGUGCGGAGAGAGCGUCAGUCUCCAGGAACCUGGUCACUCACCUGUGCUGGGUCCCCAGAGAACCUUAUAUACUCCAGACCUCUGAAGAUAAAACCAUCAGAUUAUGGGACAGUCGGGGCCUGCAGGUAGCUCAUGUAUUUCCCGCAAAGCAGCACAUCCAGACCUACUGCGAGGUCAGUGAGGAUGGACACAAGUGUAUCUCCUGCAGCAGCGGCUUUGGAGGGGAAGGCUGUGAAGCCACGUUGUGGGACCUAAGGCAGACGCGGAACAGAAUCUGUGAGUACAAGGGGCACUUCCAGACCGUAGCAUGCUGUGUCUUUCUACCAAGAGCAUUAGCCUUGAUGCCUGUGAUUGCUACCUCAUCGCAUGACUGCAAGGUGAAGAUCUGGAACCAAGAGAGUGGAGCCUGCCUUUUCACCCUGUCUCUGGAUGGAUCAGGACCUUUGACUUCCCUGGCUGUGGCUGACACCGUCUCCUUAUUGUGCGCAAGUUUCAGCAGAGGAAUUCGCUUACUCAGGGUGGACCAUAGCCGAGGGCUGGAACUGCAGGAAGUGGCAGGAUUCUGA